GGGGUUUCUCCCGGAAGUCACUCGUGUAAAACAACACCACUUUCAGUUCCGCGUUACACUUGAGACAAAUUCCGAGAAUAGACUUUGUUGUCUUAUUAGGAGUUUGAGGAAUGGCUAUAUUCAGUGACUGCUCUGUGGUUCUGGACCUGAAAAAUGUCCCUUUUAAGGAGAAAAGAAAGCUGAUGACUGCUAUAUUGGACAAUGGAGGAAAUAUAUCAUAUGUAGUGAACCAAAAGUGUUCGUUUGUGGUUGCGACCAGCCUGGAGAACAUAAGCACGAGCAGGUGGAGGAGUGCUCAGAAACACCAGACGCCUGUGGUCGAUCUGCAGUAUGUGUGGAGCUGCCUGGAGAAAGGACUGCUGCUUCCUGUCCAAGAACACGUCUUAAAGCCACAGAGCUCCGACCUCACACCUGAACAAGCUCCACACCCUGCAGGAGUGAAGUCCAGAGAUUGGCUUCAGGUCCGAAACAGUGGCGUUGAUGAUGAGAGAGCCCAGAUUGAGGCGAAGGAUGGUUCGUACCUGGGCCGGUUCAGAUUCUACACGGAAAAUGAUCGUGAUGUGCCGGAAUUUUCUUCAGAUUUCCAAGUUGCCAAGUAUUCCAUUUUGUCCAAGCUCAAGACCUGGUCAGUUCUGGAGCUUCAGAGUGCCAAAGGCCAAGCAGGACAGCAAUAUCGUGUCGUGAGCUCCAUCAUGCACGAGGCAGAGAAGAGUGUAUCGUGGGAUAAGCAGGUGCACAGCUGUAGCUCUGAGGAUGCUGUGGAGGCGUAUCUGAUGCUGAGAAAGGAGCUGCAGGUCCAAGGCUUCACUCAGACGCAGACAUUUCCCCCAUGGGCUGAAAAGCUGACCUCUCACGGCCUCCGGCAGCUUCUGUUGGAGGAGAAGCUGAACUGCAGUACAGUCUCCCAGGAUGUGGGCGUCUUUGUAGAACUCAUCUGGACGGAAGCUCUCGGUUCACUCAGGAGUAUCCUGACGGUCCCUGUUACCAACAUCAGUCUCAAUGAUGUGAGCAGGGUGGAAGGAUUACUGCUGCAAGUACAGAAGAGUCAGCGCCAGGACGAAGUCAAGGGUCUGCUGGAGCAAGUCAACACUCUGCUACCUCUUAGAAUAAGAGAGCCAGACUCAAAAAACAAGCUGGUGUCCCAGAAACUAGAUCUCUGUCAGCUGAUCAGAGAUAUCCUGAACAUGACGGAGGCGACUUUGGGAAACCCCAGUCCAUCCUCUCUGGGGAAAUAUCGUGCUCUGAGGUGCAGUAUUGAGCAGGUGCCGUGUCAAAGCCCAGAGUUUCUGCGCGUCAGCCAGCUUCUGCAGGAUCGGCCAGCUCAGAUCCAGCAGAUACUGCGUGUGAGUAGAGCGACAGAGCUUCGUAUGUUUAAGAAUGAACUCGGCAACGUGAAGUCUCUCCUCCAUUCCACCAGUUCCAGCAGCCUGGUAGGAAUCCUGUCUCGGGGUCUGUUACUGCCCAAGGUCGGAGUAGAGCAGCAUGGGAUUGAAAGAACAGACAUCGGGAAUCUGGGAAGUGGCAUCUACUUCAGUGACUCGUUAAACACGUCGGUCAAAUAUUCCAAAGCCAGUGUGACUGAUGGCUGUCGGCUCCUGCUGGUCUGUGAGGUGGCUCUGGGCCAGUGUAAAGACCUGCACGAAAGGGCUUUCGGUUUGACCUCCGCCCCUGAGGGCUACAACAGCGUGCAUGGAGUUCGCCGUACAGAAAAGACGCACUCUGAUUUUGAGGAUGAUGAAUACGUGGUGUAUAACACCGACCAGAUCAGGCUGAAAUAUGUAGUUCGGUAUUUUCUACCCGAGGAUGAAGUGAAAGACUUUCAGCCUCAUGUUGACACGACUCUAGCACCUCUACAUUCUGCUUCAUCUUCUCACUUCUUGUCCAGUGAUGACGGUGAGGGUUUGGGCGUGACCAAAAACCCUCUGGAGGAGGUCACUGCUGGUUUAUUGGACAGUAAUGGUCAGACACUCCCCCUGCAGGCUGUGCAUGUGAGAUGUAAGCUAAUGGACCUUCUCUCUCAGGUUGUCAUUUUCCAGACAUACACAAAUGACAGCAGUGUUCCUAUUGAGGCGAAGUAUGUCUUCCCUCUAGAAGAGACCGCAGCAGUGUGUGGUUUUGAAGCCUUCAUUAACGGAAAGCAUGUUGUUGGAAAGGUAAAGGAGAAGGAGCAGGCGCGUAAAGAAUACAAGCAGGCUAUAGAGAAAGGCCAUGGAGCCUACCUGAUGGACCAGGAUGCACCUGAUGUGUUCACCAUCAGUGUGGGAAACCUGCCCCCUGGAGCCACAGUGCUGAUUAAAGUGACGUUCAUCACUGAGCUGGUUGUGAGAGCAGGCACCAUCGUCUUCUCCCUGCCAGGCAGUGUAGCUCCAUGGCAGCAAAGCUCAGCACUGAACCAGAGAACCCAGACGACCGUUGAAAAGGUCUGUGUGAACGAGCUUCAACCAGAGGGAGAAUUCUCUCUGUGCAUGUCUAUCGAGAUGCCUUAUGAGAUCGUUAACCUGGAGUGCUCUCAUCAAAUCAAAAUCAAGAGGACGGAUUGUAAGGCUGUAGUGAGCACGUUACCAGACCAGACUCUCAGCACCGACGGCUUCCGGCUCAGCUUUACGCUGCAUCAGAUCCAUAUGCCCAGAAUGUGGGUGGAGAAACAUCCAGAGAAGGACACUGAGGCCUGCAUGUUGGUGUUUUAUCCACACUUUGAGUCCAGCGGCGUUUCUGGGUCAGAUGUGAGUGAUGUGAUCGUUGUGCUGGAUACGUCGGAGUCCAUGCGAGGAGAGGCGAUGCUGAACGCACGCAGGAUCGCUCUGAAGGUCCUCAACUCACUGGACCGGUCACUUCGAGUCAACAUCAUCUCCUUUGGCUCUGAUUACAAAGAGGCCUUCCCUUCAGCAAAUUCGCUAGAGGAGGGAUUUGAAGAAGCCAAGAACUUCAUUAUGUCCUCGGCUGCUGUGGGCGGAAGCACUGAGCUAUGGAGACCUCUGCGCACCCUGAAUCUUCUGCCUCCUUCACGUGGUGUGAGAAACGUGGUGCUGAUCUCCGAUGGACAUGUGCAGAACCAGCCUGAAACCCUGCAGCUGGUGCGAGACAACGUCAGACACACACGCCUCUUCACUUGCGGCCUUAGCCUGACAGCUAAUCGUUACAUGCUCAGAGCCCUGGCUCAGGCAGGUGGAGGAACUUAUGAGUUUUUUGACACAAAGGCAAAGCACACGUGGGCUGAGAAGGUGAAUUCUCAGGUGAGGUGCAUGGUAUCACCAGGCUGCAGUUCUGUGGCAGUGAAGUGGCAGCAGUUCAACCCCACAGCGCCCUCUCCUGUUCAGGCUCCCUCACAGCUCCACGCUCUCUUUAGUGACUCGCACACUCUGGUCUAUGGCUUUGUCCCACACUGCACUCGGGCCACACUGUUUGGUGAUCUGAGUGGGCAGGAAAUCGAGACCAUGGUUUGUACGACAGAAUUACAGGAGACGAAAGGAACAUUCCUUCACAAGCUAACAGCAAGAGCGAUCAUCAGAGACUAUGAGGAUGGCAGCCUUGGCUCUAGUGAGGCUGAGCAUGAGGGGAAGAAAGCAGAGCUCAAAUCCUACAUCAUCGAGCUCAGUAAAGAGUUCUCCAUCCUGUCGCAGUUCACCAGCUUCGUUGCUAUUGAAGAGAGAGACCAGGAACAACCUGAGUCCGGCUUUACUGACGUCCCUAAGAUAAUUGCAGAGGAAGAUGUGGAUAUUCUCUCUUACAUGGGCUGGACCGAACAGAAACAGUGGGAUGAGGAGGCCGACUCGGGAUCUGUUCUACUGGGAGGAUAUUGUGAACUGGAAGGGGAUUCUCCACUGGAAGGGGAUUAUCUACUGGCAGAGGAGGACGAGUUUUAUGAAGCAUGUGAAUGCGGUGAAAUCGAGUCAUUAGAAAUGGGGUUCUCUUGCCUCGAGUCAGCAAUGGUGGAAGAUGUCAGCUCCACUACCGGGAGCGUGCCACAGUUUGAAGCAUUUUCCUACACAACUUCCACAAAUACAAACGAAAAGACAUGCUCAUCUCUUCCACCUCUGCAGGAACAAAUGGCCAGGCCCUCAUCAGGAGACUUUAACAGAAAUAAGCCUUUCCCGAAGUUUAAACGUGUUAAACGUGUUAAACGUGCACUUGACCCUGUGAGACUCAGCUUGCCUGCAACUAAUUUCGAUCAAGGUCUUGGUUUUGGUUCUGAUGUUUAUGGAUCAGCUACUCGUGAUGUCUUAGAUCAUAGUGAUCUAGUCUUUACUUCCCCCCAGAUAUCUUCUCCUCCUUCUCGUUCUCCCAGAAAUGAAUUUGAAGCCCAUCCUCCUCGUCCUAGUUCUAACAUUCAAGGAGCAUCUCGUUUAAUUGGAGAAGCCCACCCUCCUCUUAGUUCGUGUUUUCAAGCUCUUCCUGGUGAAGGUUUGGAACCUCUUAAUCUUGUUUUGAUGGAGUCUCCCCUUAGUGAUAGUUUGAGAGCAACUACUUCUGAUCUUGUUUUCAGAGCCGCUGCUCCUACUCGACGUACUAUUGGAGCUCCUCUUCGUCGCACUUUCGUUGAUUCAUUAGGUCGAGAUUGUGUUACCUCUCAUGCCCCUUCUCCUUCUUUUGGUAUUGCUCCUCGUCCUUCACUUCCUAAUGUUGAUUCAGUAGAUCGAGCUUGUCGUACCCCUCAUGCCCCUUCUCCUUCUUUUAGUACUGCUCCUCGUCAUUUACUUCCUAGUGUUGAUUCAAUAGAUCGAGCUUGUAUUGCCGAUCUUGCCCCUUCUCCUUAUCUUAGUAUUGCUGCUCCUCCUCCACCUCCUAGUGUUGCUUUUGGUUUUGGUGGCUCUGCUCCUCCUCCUCCUCCUCCUAGUGUUGAUUUUGGUUUUCUUGGCUCAGCUCCUUCUCCUGCUCGUCCUCCUAGUGUUGCUUUUGGUUUUAGUGGCUCUGCUCCUCCUCCUCCUCCUCCUAGUGUUGAUUUUGGUUUUCUUGGCUCAGUUCAUUCUGCUGCUCGUCCUCCUAGUGUUGAUUUUGGUUUUGGAGCCCCUGCUCAUCCUCCUCCUCCUCCUAGUUUUGCUUUUCGUCUUGGAGCCUCUGCUCAUCUUCCUCCUCCUGGAGUUGCUUUUGGAGCCCCUGCUCCUCCUCCUCCUCCUCCUCCUGCUCCUAGAGUUGCUUUUGGUUUUGGAGCCCCUGCUCAUCCUCCUCCUCCUCCUCCUAGUGGUGCUAUUGGUUUUCAAACUUCAUGUUCUAAUCUUCUCCAACUCCAGAAGCCGCCAUCUUAUCGUCCUGUUGAACAAAAAAGCCAAUCUCGGUACACUGAGACAGUAGUUGAAGUGGACAGCGGUUCGGCAGAAUCAUACGUUUCCACAAUUAUGAAUCGACUCACAAGAUUGUGUGAAAUAGAAAACAGUGCUAUAAACCAAAGCACAGUUCCCCUUGUGGAAACAGACGGCGACUCGGUGCAGACAGACGGCGUAAGUAAACGACACAGACGACCUGACAGGAUCAACUGGGACGAGCUGUUUAACCUUCAACACCGGGAUGGCUACUGGGAGUGUACUGGGACACUGAGUAGAUUCCUGGGCCUGGAUGUAGACUUCUUUGCUAAUGUCUUCCUGAGAGAGAAAGGCAUCUGUUCUUUGGGUGCAAAGGCUCAUGCGGACAUCCUGAAGCUGAUAUCCACGCUGCUGGUGCUACAGUUGAUGCGAGUGAUGAAGAUGGCAGACGGGGAGCUCUUCCAGUCUCUCUUCCGCCUCACUGACCGCCCCGAACCCAGGCCGGCCUGCUGGGAGGCAGUGAAGAGGGCAGUGGAGUGGGUGUGCUGGGCAGACAGACAGUACCCGUGUAUGUGCAGCAGGCUGGAGUUUGGCCGGGACUGGGAGUCCUGCACACGCCAACUUCUGGGAUUGGACUCGCUUCCUCCCUUCUCACCUCUGAUCCCUGUGCUCCAGAGAAGUACACGCCUGCCAGUCAAUCGGCACGAGACAGUCAUUUUUCAAACAAGUACAGUAGGUCGUUAAUAUUUGCAGUGAUAAGUCCUACCACGUAAUCCUGUUGUCUUUAGAUCAUUUAGGAACACACUGUAUAUGUUAUUUUAACCCGGAGCAGUUUGUAAAAUGCUCUUCGAUGUUAUAUUUCAUAAUCCUAUCAUGUGAGUUUGCCAGUCAUAAGAAGUGAUCUGUUUUAACGUGUGUACAUGUGACAGAAAUGAAGCAAGUGUCGUGUCAUGCGCUUGAUGCUCAGAGGAAGAGAAAUCUGUGUCACCGCUUCUCUAUGGCCUUUUGGUUCUAUAUCCUGUGCUCUAAACGAGUCGCAUUCACAGGUUCAUCUGAGGUUGAUUACACACUCCUGCUCGCUGCCUUCUGCAUCAUUCAAUUUCAGUCCGUCUGACCUUUCAUGCAGCUUCCCAUCUGGAUUCCCCGAAAUGAACAUUUCAUACCGUCACGGAUUUUAUUAGCUGAACUACCGGGGACUUUAACCGGAACAAGGUUCUAUGAUCAGAACCUAAACCUUCACUGUUGUUGGAGGAUGCGUGACGUUCCAGGACCGUUUUAUCUCCAAAGGUUCUCGGAAAUCACCUUCCAUAUCGCGCCGGGAAAUAUUCAACGACGGGAGAACACUCCGUGCUGUAUAAAACAUUUAAAAAUGUGUGUGUUUGUUUUUUAAAUAAGGAUUUUUAAUAAGACAUUUUUAAUAAACUUUUAGAUUAGAAUAUAUAUGUUCUGUUUAGAGCUUUAAAAUACAGUAGACCCCUAAAAUAAAUGCUGAGUAUAUAGAAUAUAUUAAUAAAGUGUGAUGAAUAUGUGCAAAUAACAUUUAGCAUUAUUACUAAGAAGCAGAAGCUAAUAAUCCAUAUUAGUUAACAAGCAUAAUCAAUAUGUUUAAUCGAUAUUUAAGCUACCAACGUGGCAGCAUUGGUAGCUCAAUGGCCACGAUGUUGGAAUACUGAUCGGAAGAUCGUGAGUUCAAAUCCCAGCACUGCCGAGCUGUCACUGUUGGGCCCGUGAGCGAGGCCCUUCUUUUUCCUCAACUGCUCAGAUGUACGAAUGAGAUAAAUGUAAGUCGCUCUGGAUAAGCGCGUCUGCCAAAUGCCGUACAAAUAUAUUUAGAAGCAUAAAACAUUUUCUAAUCGAGUUCUAUUGUAAGUGUGUACCGAGUUAGAAGAAUCCUGUGUUUUCUCAGCCAAAAAUGAGCAUUUAGAGAUUCACCGACAUUCACUGUGUUUCCAAUCAAGACCCCUUUGAAGCUUGCAGACCAAAUAAGGCUUGAAGAAAAAAAAAAAAAAAAAGAGUGUAUCGAGCCGGGAUGAAAGCCAGAAAGUCAGUAAGGUGCUAGGAAAUGAACUUUGUACAGACUAUAAAAGCUCCGUCCGGAUAAAACCUUUCUAAAACGCAACUAACUCCGCAUGCGCGACAAAUCGAAGAUAUCCUAUAGACGUGAAUAAUUCAUGGUGGGGAAGGAGAUUGGUUUGUUUUUGGGAAGAAAGGGUAAAACCCCGCCUCACUGUCUCAUAUAUUUUUGCAUGAAAUGAUACUUUCUGCAGACUGGCUUACUGUAUUGUUUAAAUAAAGUUGCAUUUCUUUUGACAUCCAUAUCCGCUGGUCUUAUGGAUGGGGUUUUUGGACUUUGGUUGGAGGGAUUUUUUCACGACAAGUAUUGAAAGUGUUUCUAUGACAUAUAAUAAACCACAUUUAUACAUUUA
Ictalurus furcatus (blue catfish) is the source of this 7663-nucleotide messenger RNA. RefSeq names its product poly (ADP-ribose) polymerase family, member 4 (gene parp4). Gene Ontology annotation, molecular function: NAD+ poly-ADP-ribosyltransferase activity. The record is from RefSeq and is a predicted model, not a curated record. The coding region runs from base 111 to 5981 and encodes 1956 amino acids. NCBI's taxonomy places the organism in Eukaryota, Metazoa, Chordata, Actinopteri, Siluriformes, Ictaluridae. The transcript has 36 exons.